Pipistrellus kuhlii (Kuhl's pipistrelle) is the source of this 1706-nucleotide messenger RNA. RefSeq names its product transmembrane protein 150A (gene TMEM150A). Gene Ontology annotation, biological process: protein localization to plasma membrane. The record is from RefSeq and is a predicted model, not a curated record. Bases 248 to 1195 code for a protein of 315 amino acids. The transcript has 8 exons. NCBI's taxonomy places the organism in Eukaryota, Metazoa, Chordata, Mammalia, Chiroptera, Vespertilionidae.
GAGGGCGCGGCCGAGGGCGAGGGCGGGGCCGCCGGCCCUUUAAACCCCCGGGGCCGCUCGGAGGGCCGCAGCCGGGACGGCGCCUCGCGGGGCUGGACAGCGCGCCGCAGCCGCUGGGCGCUCCGGGGAGGCCGGGGCAGUUGAUGGUUUUGGCGAAGUAUCUUAAGGUAGCUGGGACUGCCCCCCUCUUCCCCACCUACCUCUUGUCAUCCCUCCCACACCACUACAACCCUGGCUCCCCUCCCUCAUGACCGCCUGGAUCCUCCUCCCGGUCAGCUUAUCAGCAUUCUCCAUCACUGGCCUAUGGACUGUGUAUGCCAUGGCCGUGAUGAACCGCCACGUGUGCCCUGUGGAGAACUGGUAUGGCGUAUUCUGCAGACAGCCUCACUCUAAAGCUCCCUUCAUCUCUGUUCCCUCUUGGGCCGGGGCUGCUGCGAGCCAGACGGAGACGCGGGGUCACUGCUCUUCUCUGACAUUGGCGCGCCUGCCCCCCAGGUCCUACAACGAGUCCUGCUCUCCUGACCCUACUGAGCAAGGGGGUCCCAAAAGCUGCUGCACCCUGGACGAUGUCCCCCUCAUCAGCAAGUGCGGCACAUAUCCCCCAGAGAGUUGCCUCUUCAGCCUCAUUGGCAACGUGGGUGCUUUCAUGGUGGCCCUGCUCUGCCUCCUGCUCUACGGGCAGCUCCUGGAGCAGAGUCGGCAUUCCUGGAUUAACACCACAACACUCAUCACAGGCUGCACCAACGCUGCAGGCCUCGUGGUGGUUGGAAACUUUCAGGUGGAUCAUGCCAAGUCUCUGCACUACGUGGGAGCUGGUGUGGCCUUCCCCGCCGGGCUGCUGUUUGUCUGCCUGCACUGUGUCCUCUCCUACCACGGAGCCGCCGCCCCUCAGGACCUGGCUAUGGCCUACCUGCGGAUUGUGCUGGCAGCCAUCGCCUUUGUCGUCCUGAUCCUCAGCGGCGUCUUCUUCAUCCACGAGAGCUCUCAGCUGCAGCACGGGGCAGCCCUGUGCGAGUGGGUGUUUGUCAUCGACAUCCUCAUUUUCUACGGCACCUUCUGCUAUGAGUUUGGGGCCGUCUCCUCAGAGACACUGGUGGCUGCGUUGCAGCCUGCUGGGCGGGCCUGCAAGUCCUCCGGGAGCAGUAGCACCUCCACUCACCUCAACUGCGCCCCCGAGAGCAUCGCCAUGAUCUGAGGGCUGGGGAGGGCGGCUGGCCCAGCCCCCAGUACUCCCCACGUCUUCUCUGCAUUCAUUUUGUACCAAAAACAAUUUUGAGAAAGUAUUCGGUUGGGAUAUAGGCUUCCUCACUCUUGGAAGAGUGGCCAUCCCACAUCCACCUGUGCCAUAGAGGAGCGGGCCCUGGCAGCUCCCCACUCCAAUACUGUCUUUAUGUUUAAAGGUCACACAUCCUCAGUCACCCAGCCACCCUUCAGGUGCCUUCGUACCCAGUGCCGAGGUCAGACCACUGGGUUUCCUGCUGCAGGAACUGGGGGCUGGGAACAGCAAGAGGGAGAGUGAUGGGGGGUGGGGGGGAGGGUGAGCACACCUUAGUCUGUGGGAAGGCCCACUUUGGGGCCUACUGACCUGCACUGGGAUUCUUCACUCUGCCCCUUAUAUUCUUUAGGGCAAGUAGCACAGCAGAACCAUGUGGGAAUUUUAGUACUUUUUUAUAUAUAUAUAUAUCUAUUAAAAUAAUUCUGAUUUG